Cadophora gregata is the source of this 1767-nucleotide messenger RNA. RefSeq lists its product as uncharacterized. Gene Ontology annotation, biological process: N-acetylglucosamine catabolic process. NCBI's taxonomy places the organism in Eukaryota, Fungi, Ascomycota, Leotiomycetes, Helotiales, Ploettnerulaceae. The record is from RefSeq and is a predicted model, not a curated record. Bases 382 to 1689 code for a protein of 435 amino acids. Gene Ontology annotation, molecular function: N-acetylglucosamine-6-phosphate deacetylase activity. The transcript is spliced from 4 exons.
UGCGUGCUUACAAGACUAUGCCCUAUUUGCCCAUUUAAUGUUCGCUACGAGUAUCAUGCUGGCCAGCUUACUAGGUACUCGGCUUUUGUCGGGGGCCAGGCAAUCAAAUGGGACGUUACAUCUCCACUUUCUCUCUGUAACUUGUACCUACCGUACCGGACGAUGCACCUCACAUUCCAUUCCAUGGACAUCGCCAUCUUGAAUCAUGGCUCCACCCACUUUUGAGCGCCUCGCGCCUGGAUGGGUCAUGUCAUCAUCAAUGGCCGAGGACAUUCGACGUCUCGAAAGCAUAAUAUCAGAGCUCAAGGGAAACUGUGGUCUACGCCACAAUAAAAUACAUCUUCAAACUUCACAAUCUUGUUUGCCAUCCAUACUCCAAUCAUGCCAUCUGCAAUUCCCACUGGAAGAGAGACGAUCACGAAGUUCACGAACUGUCGGCUGGUUAAGGGCGAUGAGUUGGUAGAGCAAGACUUGUGGGUCAGCUCCGAGACGGGGAAGAUCGUGAGGAGUCAAGAAGCAUUCUAUGGGGACCACUCGGUACCAGACGUCACCAUCAACCUCGGGGGAAAGAUCAUAUCGCCAGGUCUAAUUGAUGUGCAACUGAACGGCGCAUUCGGGUUCAAUUUCUCGCAAAUACCUGACGAUGCCUCGACUUAUGGGAAGACAUUGAAGCAAGUCAACAAGCUGCUGGUUCAGACGGGUGUCACUUCAUAUCUCCCAACAAUGACUUCAGAGCGGAAGGAAGUCUACCAACAGGCGCUGCCCUACCUUGGCCCGUCAGGCUUUCCUCGAAAUGCAGAGAAUGGAGCUGAAUCUCUGGGAGCCCAUUGUGAAGGUCCGUUUCUGAGUCCUAGCAAAAAUGGAAUCCACAAGGUCGAGAACAUAAUACCCGCAAUCAAUGGAUUCAGCGAUCUGGAAGAUUGCUAUGGAGCAGGCAAUAUCAAUCCUACUCUGUCUCCUUUCGAUGGAGCCAUUCGACCUCCUCAAAUUAAGAUGAUAACUGCGGCUCCAGAAGUGGCAGCCAUGACCCAAACUAUUCCAGAUAUUACAUCGAGAGGCAUACUGUACUCGAUCGGACACACGGAAGCCACUUACGAGGAAGCGUCAGCAGCGGUUGCAGCAGGUGCUACCAUGAUCACACAUCUCUUCAACGCCAUGCGACCUCUGCAUCACAGGAAUCCAAAUGUUUAUGGGGUACUUGGAAUUGCCGAGUCGCUACCCCGUCCGUAUUUUGGCAUCAUCGCGGAUGGGAUACACUUGCACCCAACCAGUAUCAAGAUCGCCUUUAAUGCACACCCAGACGGAUUCAUCCUCGUAACGGACGCCAUGCAUCUCGUUGGACUGCCAGAUGGCGUCUAUGAGUGGACGAAUGGAGAGAGAAUUGUAAAGACGGGCCCAAAACUGGUACUGGAAGGAAGCGACAAGAUUGCUGGAAGUUCCAUUACGCUCAUUGAGUGCGUGACCAACUUCCUCAAUUGGUCCGGAGCGAGCAUCCCCCAGGCAUUAAAAGCAGUUACGGCAACACCAGCCGCAAUGCUGGGAUUGAGUGAUGUAAAGGGCAACUUGAAGGGAGACGCCGACGCGGAUCUAGUGAUCAUCGAUGAGGUGGUUGAUGAGUUUGGUAAGAAGACUUUGAUAAUCGAUCAAGUCUGGAAGUUCGGAAGCAAGGUCUUCGAUCGUUCGGAGUAAACAGCGCUUGAUUUUGGUUGGUGGGAAGACUGUAUGCAUAUCAGCGGCGUUGCGGUCUCGGUCUAGACAAAUUGGAAA